Molecule: messenger RNA, 4905 nt
Organism: Schistosoma intercalatum
Lineage: Eukaryota; Metazoa; Platyhelminthes; Trematoda; Strigeidida; Schistosomatidae
Source: the annotation of a GenBank genome assembly
CCCGGAAAGUGAAAAAAGUAGUUCUUGUUUUACAAAAUCACGAAGUGACGCCCAUUCAAAACGUUUUCUUACAGUUUUCGUCCCUAGAUUUGUUAGAGAAUCUGAAUAUUUUCGUUAUUUAGCUUUCAACUAUGCUUCUCAAAGAGUAUCGCAUAUGCAUGCCCUUAACAGUUGCCGAAUAUCGGAUAGCUCAGUUGUAUAUGAUCCAGAAAAAGUCUCGUGAAGAAAGUACAGGUCGUGGAAGUGGUGUAGAAAUAUUGAAAAACGAACCUUAUGAAAAUGGUCCUGGAGGAAAAGGUCAAUACACAUUUAAAAUUUAUCAUGUUGGUAGCCAUUUACCAACUUGGCUUCGUAAUAUACUACCAUCAUCGGCUCUACGUGUUGAGGAAGAGGCAUGGAACGCAUAUCCAUACACCAGAACAAUUUAUAAAGUUCCCUUUGUUGAAAAGUUGGUACUCGAUGUGGAAACAUAUUUUUUCGACGAUGCUGGGGAACAAGAUGAUGUUUUCAUUCUUUCACCAGAUGAAAGAAAGGCACGUAUCAUUGAUUUUAUUGACAUCGUAAAAGAUCCAAUUACUGGAAGUGAUUAUAGACCAGAAGAAGAUCCUAGUAUUUAUGUAUCCGAAGCAACUGGUCGUGGUCCAUUGUCACCUAAUUGGCGUGAGGAAUUUAUUCAUGCUCAACAAGUGACUCAUGAAACUUAUGAAAAGCCACCAACUCGAACUCAUGAUAAUUCACCAGCUAUUGUUGAAAAUCUGAAGCCGCUGCAUAAACGUAUUAUGUGUGCAUAUAAACUUUGUCGAGUAGAGUUUCGUUAUUGGGGUACACAAACACGAGUGGAACAGUUUAUCCACGACACUGCACUUCGAAAAACUAUGCUAAGAGCACAUCGACAAGUAUGGGCGUGGCAAAAUGAAUGGUAUGGUCUUACAAUAGAGGAAAUUCGUCGUUUAGAAGAGGAAACAGCUCAAGCAUUAGCGUCCAAAAUGGCUGAUUCCAACCAACCGCCAAAUAAUGACGGCGAGUUAUCUAAGCAAGUUCAAUCAACAACAUCAAACAUCAAUGAAACUAUGAAUGCUAUUGAAGUGAAAUGUAAUCAGUCUGAUGAAAAAUGUGAAUUCGAAUCAAGCGCAGCGACAUCAGAAAAAUUCCAUCUUCCAGUUAAUUCAACCGAUAUUGCAGAACAAAAUUUAUGGGCUGAUUUUAAGAAAUUAGAGGCAAAUAAUUUUGAACUUGAUGAUUUUGAACCUUUUACAGCACCGUGUGCAGAAUCUGAUGAUGAUACUAGGUCAUUUGUUACAUGUUGUAGCGAUCUUACCGGGAAUACUGAUUAUGCUACCCCUCUUGCGUCAAAUUUUCAGAGUUUUGAUAUUCCAGGAAUAAAAUCUUGCUUUAACCAAAAACCUGCCUCUAGUAUUCAACAAAAUUGUGGUAAACUAGUCCUUAUAUUAGUGAUUCAUGGUGGUUGUAUACUUGAUUCAACUUACGAUUUAACUACAAAACGUUCCGACAUUUUAACUUUUCGAAAAACAAUCGAAACAGUGACAGCUAAUCACUAUCCAACAUUACAUAAUCGAAUAGCUGUAAAACUUGUACCAUGCCCUACAGAAAUCGGCGAUAUAUUUCGGUUAUUCUCCAAAUUGAAAGCUUCACCGGAUCCUACUAGGCCAGUUGAAACUCAAUUGCUACGUGAUUUAAUGCCUUUGGGGAGUAUUCCUUUAUUUUUGAUUAAUUCAUCUGGAUAUUCGCGAAUGUUGGAACAAUUAGCAUUUAAUUUGAACUCUCAUUAUGCUGAGUUUUUACGUUCUCCUGAAGGAAUUCACUUUUCUGGCAAAGUUUGUAUAGUUGCUGACAGUGUUGGUUCAAUUUUGGCUCAUGAUCUUUUAACAAAACCUACUAAUCAUGAGUCAGUAUCGAAUAAUAAUGAUACAAGUAUGACAGAUAUUGGAUUAAUGCGUCGUAAACAAUUUGGUAUUCAUAGUUUAAUACAGUCGGAUAAACAAAUCAAAACCCCAACUUUAAUAAACAGCCCCAGUGAAGUCACUUUAUGCCCACCUGAAUCAAAUACUAGUCUAGGAAACGUUGAAUUGUCCAACCUUGAAAAUGAAGAAUCUAAAUCACAUAGUCGAAUGUCUUCUUUAGACUUUCAAGUACAAAAUUUUUUCAUGUUGGGUUCACCAAUUGGUUUAAUUUUGGCUUAUCGUUAUCAACAAAAUCAAUUAACAUCGUCUAUUGUAUCAUCUAAUAAAACAAAUCAGCUAAUUACUAAUUCAUCUUAUAAUAUGGUUUAUCAUUUAUCAAAAGAAAUUAAGUUGUCCGUAGGUCAAGCUUAUAAUCUUUUUCAUUUAACUGAUCCAUGUGGUUUUCGCAUUGAACCAUUGUUGGAUAAUCGUUUCAGCUGUAUAUCCCCAAUAUUCAUUCCCCAAUAUGUUCGUUAUCCACUUGGAGAUGGACAGUCAACAAAUCUAAUUGAAACUCUUAUACAGCAGGCUGAAUUAUUUUCUGCAAAUCUUUCAGAAAAAUCAUGCAAUUUAUCCGAUAGUGAUAAUUCUACGAUUAAUGAAAAUAAUGAUAGUACUGUAAAUGUAAAACGACAAUUAACAAAUCAACAGUUAAAUUGGGAAAAAAAGUCUAUUGUUGCACUUGAAGCAUUGAAAAAAGUUCAACAGUCAUGGUGGGGACCUAAAAGAGUUGAUUACAAUGUUCAUUGUCCAGAAGCAAUGCAAAAUAUUUUAGCUCGUGCACGUCCUUCAAUUUUGCAUGCAAGCUACUGGGAAUCAAAAGAUGUAGCAUCUUUUAUUAUACGACAGAUCCUAGAUACACUGGGACUAAGUGUUCUAGAAACAUCAUACUCGGCAGAUUUGUCUGAUGAAAUAGCUGUUACGGAACUGGCCAAAUUAUCAUUGAAUCCAAAUCAGAUAAAAUCACAAACCUUUGAGGUUAUGGAUGAUUCCAGUAUACAAAUUUCACAGCAAUCAGAAAAAAGUAGUAGCAGUCAAUCGAGAUUCUCCAACCUCAGUCAUACUUUGUCAUUUGGACCUCGUAAUUUCUUGAAACGAACAUCAUCUGAACGAUUAAAGAACUUUAAAGCAAAUCAUCGAGCAAAUGAUGUGAUUACUACAACUGGAUCUACACCACUUAUCACAGGUCGAUUUGCUUUUGGUGGAUUGGAUUUGAUGAGUUUUUCUUCUGAAAAAAUCCGAGUUGAAAUUCAAUCUAUUAGUGGGUCGUGGUCAUAUGUAUGCACAGAAGUGACUGAUUCUUCUGGACGAAUCCGAUUCUCUUUGCCAGAACAAAUUCAUCUCCCGGAUGGACUAUAUCCUAUUAAAAUGACCGCUGAAUCUGAUCCUGAUCACCCAGUAAUUAUUACAUUAGCUAUAGUACCUCCUCAAACUGAGGUAGUGGUAUUCAGUGUAGAUGGAAGUUUUGCAGCAAGUCUGUCCCUGAUGGGAAAAGAUCCGAAAGUUCAUCCUGGUGCUGUAGAUGUUGCUCGUCACUGGCAGGGAUUAGGAUAUUUAUUAAUCUAUUUGUCUGCACGACCAGAUAUGCAAAGACGUCGGGUUACAAAUUGGAUGGCAAAUCAUAAUUUUCCUUUUGGGAUGACUUUCUUCCUAAAUGGAUUAUAUUCAGAUCCACUGAAACAGAAGGCUCAAAUGUUAAAAACAGUUGUUGAAAGCGCCAAUUUGCGAGUUCAUUGUGGUUACGGAUCAGGUAAAGAUAUCAAUUUAUAUCGUUCUCUUGGUUUAUCAACCCAAAACAUCUUUCUAGUUGGUAAAGUCUCUCGAUCACAAGCAUCAAAUGGAACUCCAUUAUUACAAGGAUACUCGUCGCACUUAUCUUCGUUAAUCAAUGGUCAUACUUUAUCUCGACCUGCUGUCGGAUCAAUGAGUAUAGCAGUGCGUUGUUGUCCUUUUGAUUUACCGUCAGUUUAUCCUUCGUCACCGUUAUUAAUGGAGUCUAAUUUGCUUCGAAACAAUUCUCUCAAAUUUUCACCUCAAUUAAGCCAACGAUUAUUAUUUAAUGAUGAAAUAGAACAAAAUACAUUGUAAUAUUCCUAAUACUUAUCACUUAUUAUUUUAUUCAAGUGAUUCAUCCAUGUAAGCUUCAAUGUUAUAAAAAGAUGAAAUUUCAAACUAUUUUUGAGGGUUAAAUUAUUUGUGUUUGUAUAUUGAGCAACUGGUUUCCCCCCUAUUUUCAUCCGUACUAUAUCAUUUUCAACUUUAUUGUUGAAAAAACCUUUCAGUUUAAUAACUGGCAAAGGUUUCCCAUUUGCUUGUCACUAAAAAGCAUUAACUCUAAAACUUUAUCUUGUAAAUCUUCGUUUUUUCGAUGUUUCAUACAUUGUAUUUAAUCGCUCGGUUUUACAAAUAGCUUACACACUCGUCAUUAACUCAGAUUAUAAAUUACUCAAAGAUCGUGAUCAUUUCUCAUCGUCAUCUUGUAUUAUUAAUUAAGUGCAAAUAUAUUACACAACUAUGUUGCUCCUAUCCAAAUUUUUAUUGAUAUACGAUAGUGUAUCCAUGCUUACCACUUUAUUAAGCGAAUAUAAUCUUUCUGUUGUCCCAUUAAAAUGAAUAAACAUACUUUCCAAUUAGUAAACUGUGAUUUGGUUUUUUAUCCAUUACAAAUUACACUUUUUAUGUUAUUGACUAAUUAUUCCUACAUUCUGUACAAUUUAUAAUUGAUGGUUAUUUUGUUCACUUAUAAAAUUGACUCAGUUUCUGUUUUAUAAUAUAUUUUUCAAUGUUGUCAAAGUUGCGUUGAAUUGGUUUCAAAGUUAUAUGAUGUUAAAUAUGUUUUGGUUGUAAAAUUCUCCUACAGAUUCUAAUUUUCUGUGGAUCUAAAAAGUAUAUUUCCUGCGCAUUUGUUUCAACCGUUAAUAAACUUAUACGAUUCAUUCAUGAA